Molecule: messenger RNA, 2400 nt
Organism: Durio zibethinus
Lineage: Eukaryota; Viridiplantae; Streptophyta; Magnoliopsida; Malvales; Malvaceae
Product: cellulose synthase-like protein B4
Biological process (GO): cellulose biosynthetic process
Cellular component (GO): membrane
Molecular function (GO): cellulose synthase (UDP-forming) activity
Source: RefSeq, a predicted model, not a curated record
CAUACCAUAGCAGCACUCUACGCACUCUUCUAUGGCACCCAAGGAAUUCUGUCUCCCCUUGUAUGAAAAAAUUGCUCGUAAAAACACUAUCCACAGAGCAUUGGAUAUCACUCUAUUGUUCCUUCUCGCUUCCCUCCUGUUUUAUCGACUCCUUGCUCUUAAGAACCAUGGAUUUGUCUGGCUCCUUGCUUUCUUAUGCGAGUCAUGGUUCACUUUCAACUGGUUUCUCAAUGUCAGCUCCAAAUGGAAUCCUGUGGAAUUCAAAACGUAUCCAGAAAACCUUGAACAGAGGUUUCCGGAGCUUCCCCCUGUGGACAUGUUUGUGACGACAGCAGACCCCGUGGUAGAGCCGCCGAUUAUGACUGUAAACACCGUUCUCUCUUUGUUGGCUGUUGAUUAUCCAGCUCAUAAACUUGCUUGCUAUGUAUCCGACGACGGCUGCUCCCUUCUCACCUUUUACUCUCUGGUGGAAGCUUCGAAAUUUGCCAAGCUUUGGGUCCCAUUUUGUAAGAAAUACAAAAUUCAACUCAGGGCUCCCUUUAGAUUCUUCUUGGACGAUCCUACAUCAUCCUCUGCAAAUUCUGAGUUCAAACAAGAAUGGAAAAAGAUCAAGGCUGAGUACGAGCACCUUAGCCUAAAAAUAGAGGAAGCAGGACGAAAAUCAACUCCAUGUGAUCUAAGUGGUGAGUUUGCUGUUUUCUUCGAGAUUGAACGCAGCAACCAUCCAACGAUCAUCAAGAUCAUAGCAGAGAACAAGCAAAGCUCUCGGGAUGAUGAUGUGCCACAUUUGGUUUACAUUUCCAGAGAGAAACGGCCGAAACAGCCACAUCAUUUCAAAGCCGGUGCCAUGAACGUUCUGAGUAGAGUGUCAGGAUUGAUGACGAAUGCGCCCUUCAUGCUGAACGUAGACUGCGAUAUGUUUGUGAACAAUCCACAAGUUGUUCGUCAAACAAUGUGUCAUCUUCUCGGUUCCAAGAGUGAAAGUGAAAUCGCAUUUGUUCAGCAUCCUCAACGCUUUUAUGAUGGACCGAAGGAUGAUCCCUACGGAAACCAAUUUGAUAUUUUUUUUGAAUAUGUGUUCCCUGGAAUAGCGGGAAUCCAAGGACCCUUAUAUGGCGGAACAGGAUGUUUUCACAGACGAAAAGUUAUCUAUGGUCUAUGGCCUGAUAACGCAGAAAAUCAGGGAAGAAAUCAUACAUCAAUUGAAGGAAAAUUAGAUGAUUGUGAACAGUUAAAAGUGUUUGGCAAAUCAAAGGAGUUUUCAGAAUCAGCAAUUUAUGCAUUGAAAGGGAAGAAGGAUUUUCCAAACAACCUUUCAGAUUCUCUUGAGGCAGCAUUCCCGGUUGCAGGUUGUGGCUAUGAGUUUGGUACAAGCUGGGGGACAAAAGUUGGAUGGAUAUAUGGAUCCAUGGCUGAAGAUGCCCUUACGGGGUUGGAGAUUCACAAGAAAGGGUGGAAAUCCACCUUUCUCGCACCCCACCCACCGGCCUUUCUAGGGUGUACGCCGUCUGCGGGUCCGGCAGUAAUGAGUCAACAGAAAAGGUGGGCUAUAGGCUUGUUUGAAAUCCUUGUUAGCAAAAACAGCCCUAUAUUUGCCACCCUGAAUGGAAAGCUCCAAUUCAGGAUGUUGUUAUUCUACAUCUGGUUGUUUUUAUGGGGCGUCUCCUCAAUUCCUGAGCUAUGCUAUACUGCUCUGCCUGCAUAUUGCAUCAUCGCCAACUCCCAUUUUUUGCCCAAGGUCCAGGAGCCAGCCAUAUUGAUUCCAGUUAUAACUUUUAUGAUUUACAACCUGGCCACUCUCAGGGAAUACUUGAAAACCGGCAUGUCCAUCCGAGCAUGGUGGAAUAACAUGAAAAUGGGAAGAAUAAUAGCAACCUCGGCGUAUUUAUUUGGAUUUUUAACUGUCGUCCUCAAACUGUUAGGGUUGUCUGAUACAGUUUUUGAAGUUACAAAAAAAGAUCAAUCUAAUUCCGACGGUGACGAAACUGACGGUACCACAAUAUUUACUUUCGAUGAGUCACCAAUUUUUGUGCCGGGCACGACCAUUUUGCUUGUGCACCUGACAGCACUGCUCGCCUUUUUCUUAGGGUUGCGACCAUUAGUUGAUGAUGUUGGGCAGGGAGUAGGGCUAGGGGAGGUCUUGUGCAGCCUAUGGGUGGUGCUAUGCUUCUUGCCAUUUCUGAAAGGGUUGUUUAAAAGAGGAAAAUAUGGGAUUCCUUCUUCCACCAUAUUCAAGUCUACUUCGUUGGCAUUAGUUUUUGUUUAUUUGUGUAGGACUUCUUGGGGUUGAGACUUGGAGUUUGUACUUUUUUAUAUAGAAGGGGCAUAGACCAUGAAAAAAGAGGAAAGAGAUUUAAGGAUCUUUGUAUCCUCUUAUGACCUCCUUAACUACUAGUCAAU